Messenger RNA from Drosophila navojoa, 863 nucleotides. It is a transcript of the gene Prosalpha4T2, whose product is annotated as Proteasome alpha4 subunit, Testis-specific 2. The record is from RefSeq and is a predicted model, not a curated record. Gene Ontology annotation, biological process: ubiquitin-dependent protein catabolic process. NCBI's taxonomy places the organism in Eukaryota, Metazoa, Arthropoda, Insecta, Diptera, Drosophilidae. Gene Ontology annotation, cellular component: proteasome core complex; proteasome core complex, alpha-subunit complex.
UCGCUUCACACAUUAGAUAAUACAAUUUGUUUCCAAUGAAAUUUUAGCAACAACACAAAUACAUAUUUACAGCUACACAUAUACACAUUUACAACUAUGCCUGGCUAUGAUGGAGCCGUGACGAUCUACUCGCCCGAUGGGCACUUGCUGCAGGUGGAGUACGCUCAGGAGGCGGUGCGCAAGGGCUCUACAGUGGUGGGCUUGCGCACCAAAGACGCCAUUGUGCUGGGCGUCGAGAGGAAGGCGGUGGAUGCGCUGCAAGUGGAGCGAACGGCGCGUAAAAUUCGCAAGCUGGACGAUCAUCUGGUAGUGACAUUCGCCGGGCUGACAGCCGACGCACGCAUCCUGCUGAACCGCGCCCAGAGCGAGGCACAGAGCCAUCGCCUCAACUUUGAGCAGCCCGCCACGGUGGAGUACAUAACACGAUAUCUCGCCAAAUUGAAGCAGAGCUAUACACAAAGCAAUGGCAGGCGUCCGUUCGGCGUCUCCUGUCUGAUAGGCGGCUUUGAUGCGGACGGCAAGCCGCGUUUGUUCCAGACGGAGCCCUCUGGCAUCUACUACGAGUGGUCGGCCAAUACCACCGGGCGGCUGGGCAAGCCGAUGCGUGACUAUUUGGAGGUGAAUGCGCCGGCGAUGAGCAGCUCGCCGGACGAUGCCACCGCCAUCAAGCAUGUGGUGCGUGCCCUGCACAUUGCCACGGCGCUGAAUGCCAGCUUCUAUGAGGUGGCGGUGCUCAAGCAUCAGCAGCCCCUGCACAUGGUCAGCCCCACAAUGGUGGCCCAUCUGGUGCAGGUCAUCAAGCAGGAGCUGGCCGACGAGGAGGCCAAACUGAAGAAGGCUCUGAACACCAAAAAGUAAAAUUU